AUGGCUAUCUUCGAGUCCUUGGAGGAACCCCCACCUCUGCCCACGACGCAGGUCCCCUGCCUGAAUAUCUUCAACCGGUAUGCGGUUGGGCAAUCACGCACAUCUCGAGUCUCGUCAGAGGCGAUCGAGCUUGAUUGUGGCCCUACUGACCCGCCGGCCGGAGAGUUUCUUCAGGCAUAUGCGGGGUUUGUCGCUCAGUUGACGGGCCAGGAAAAGAUCGCUUUUGUGCGAGAUCCGUGCAGCUCCGUUGCAGGGCUGCAAGACCCAGCGAGGGUGAUCGUUCUUGCGACCAGGAAGACAAGGCAGGAACCAGACAAGGCAGCGCGGUUUGACAUUCAAGAGCAAAACUACGACGACUACAACAAGGACGAGGUCCAGUUUCAUUUGAACCUGGCUCAGCUGGCUGGCACCGAGCAGACCCUCUUCUCAGACCACGAAGACCUCUUCACUUUGAACGUUAGAUCGAGCCCCGAAACAUGCAAGCUGCAGAUCAGCGUGGUAUAUCCAUCACACCUCGUCCCUUCCCAUGCGAUCCCACAACUACUGAAGACGAUUACAUCACACUUGACGCGCUCAGUCGCCAGCCUGCAGCUCCCAAAUAUCAACAAUAGCAAACACUCCCCAGAACUUUCCGAGCUAAAUUGGCCCUCGCUUGGGAAGCCUCCCUCACAGAGCCAACCAUUCAAUGGCCGCUCUCAUGGACCAUUUCUUCUUCAUUCAGCCUUUGGUGCUUGGGCUGAGCAAGCACCACAUACCCAGGCCAUUGAUUUCGUUUCCACCCUCGGAGAUUCAAACCGACCUGCCGAGCACCACACCCUGACGUAUGGUGCAUUAAACACAGCAGCAACCAGACUGGCUGCCCAUAUACACGAAAGGAUUUCUAACAGCGCUGGUCCCGCUCACAGCCAGUUUAUCAUUCCUAUCUACAUAUCCACCUCAGUCGAACUGUACAUUUCGUAUCUCGCUGUGUUAAAAGCCGGUUUUGCAUUCUGUCCAAUUCCAUUGGAUGCCCCGGCCAGUCGUACCGCUGAAAUCCUCCGUGAUUUGACCUCGCCCGUGAUACUGGGUGUUGGCGACGAGCCUUCGUCUGGACCUUGGGUAUCAGAACAACCUGAACCCGCAUGGAUUGAUGUUACAGCGGUUUCAGGGUGGAGGGACCUAUCUAGAACUGAUAAGUCGAAUGUGGAAGAAUUACUGGAGAUCAACUUCCAACCGCCGACUAUCACCGACAAUGACCUAGCUUACCUGAUGUACACGAGCGGCUCGACUGGUAAGCCUAAGGGUGUGCAGGUCACACAUAAGGCAGUGUCAUGUUCCAUAGAGUCCCAUGCCUCGAGCAUCCCUCUCCCAUCAAGAACCUCGGACGGCUUUCGCUGGUUCCAGUUCGCGAAUCCAACUUUCGACCCAUCGUUGAUGGAAAUCUUCGUUACACUAAGCAGCGGUGGAACGCUCUGUUCAGCCUCUCGAGCGUUGAUGUUGACAGACCUCGAGGGCGCCCUCAACGAAGUCAAAGCUACCAUUAUGAUGGCUACACCCAGUCUGGCUGGGCUGAUACGCCCCUCCGAGCUCCUGACAUUGAAACAUCUGUGGACAAUGGGCGAGGCACUGAGCCAGACUGUAAUCGACAAGUUUGCUCGGGACUUUACGCUGAUCAACACGUACGGGCCUACCGAAGGUGCAAUUAACUGCACUUUCCUGGGUCCUGUGGAAAAUGGCAUUCGUGGUUCCAUCAUCGGUGGGCCUCUUCCUACUUGUUCCAUGCUAGUCAUAGACCCCAAUAGCGAUAGUCCUAGUCCAGUCCCUGUCGGAUGCGUGGGUGAGCUUGCGCUUGCCGGUCCCCAAGUCAGCAGGGGAUACUUGAAUCGGGAGGCAGAGACUGCGAAGGCAUUCGUCGACAGCCCUGAAUUUGGUAGAAUCUACCGGACUGGCGACAUGGCCAGAGUCGUAUGGGGACAGUCGGGUGAGCUUCUCAUCGACUUCCUAGGACGUAUACUAUCAGACCAAGCGAAACUGAGCGGCCGCCGGGUUGAACUGGGAGAGAUUGAGUCGCUCUUGGCCACGGUGGAUGGGGUGGCCGAGGUGGUCACCGUAGUUGUCAAGCGGGACCAAGAGGAAAUUGGCAGCGAGCGAGUCGUCGCCUGUAUUGUGUCUGCUGGCCAGACCGAUGCAGACAAGAGAGACCUUGUCGACCGCUGCUGUCAGACCGUAAACCACCAUUUGAUUUCGUAUAUGCGCCCAUCGGCAUACCUCUUCCUCCCAAAGCUCCCUAGACUCACGUCUGGGAAGACUGAUCGCAAGGCCAUUGGGAGCUUGCUGUUGCGAGGCAAUGACAACCUGGAUAUAUACCAGUCCGACAUGUCCGCUGCAGUUGGCGAUGGGCAGGAGUGGGAUUCGAGUAACAAUGAGGUCCGCUCGAUCGUCGUAGAGGCUUUGGCCCAGGCUGUUGGUGAGAAGGCGUCGGCGAUUCAGCCUGGCGCGAGCUUGCAUGCCCUUGGUCUCGACAGUCUCGGGGCAAUGAAGCUGCUGCAAAAGCUCAGGGAUAAUUCAAUCCAUGACCUCGGCGUGGCUGGUGUUCUUCGUGCCCAGACCCCCGUCGCUUUGGUGGCGCUUGCUGUGCAGAGUAUAGAGUCCACAGAGCUCAGGGAAGAACACAAGAAUCAUCUGGCCAAGACGGAGGAAACUCCGAGGCAAGAGCUGAAUCUGUUUUCUGAUCGCAAUAUUACAACCUGUGCUGGGCGACUCCAGCUCGGCGAAGCAGAUAUUGAAAAAGUCUUGCCUACGACAGCAACACAGUCUGGGAUGCUGGCAAGUUACUUGCGCAGCUCAGCAGCAUCGACCCCCACUACUCGUUCGUAUAUCUAUCACUCUGUAAUGUCCCUGAAACCAGAGGCGGGCUUGGAUCGUUUGAAGCAGGCGUGGGAUACAGUCAUUCAAAGUUACGAUUCAUUCAGGACCGUCUUUUGCUGGCUCGAUGAUGACCUUGCUCCUUUUGCCCAGUGUAUUCUGGAUUCCAAAGCCUCUCGUCAUCCUGGAUGGAAUAUCUAUGCAGCUGUAAAGGGCGACACUCAAGCAGAUGAAAAGACCGAGUUGGCUCUUCGCACCGCCGAGAGAAAUAUUGACAUCCAACGGCAUCCUUGGCAGCUGUCGCUGGUAUAUCUCGAAGACCAGGUGUGCCUCAUUCUUAGCAUGUUCCACGGGAUCUUCGACGGUGGAUCUCUGCAGCUUCUGCUGGACGACGUGUCAGCGGUCUAUACAGGCCAGGACUCCCUGCCACGUACAUCCCUGGACCACAUUGUCGACCACCAUUUCAUGGCGGAUCAUGCGUCGACUGCUGAGUUCUGGAACAGGCAGCUUGAGGGAUACGUUCCUGUUGACUUUCCUUCCCUUUCCUCCACACGGCCGCCUGCGUCGCCCGCCACUCAUGCCGUCGAAGUGUGUUCCCAAGUCGGUUAUGAUCAAUUGAAGCAGGGCUCCAAGAUGAUGGCUACAACACCAUUGUCUGUUGUCCAGGCAGCCUGGAGCUCCAUCCUUCUUGCCUACACUGGGGCGAAUGGCCAUGAUGUCGUUUUCGGCAGCGUGGUAUCUGGACGACUGGACGAGAAGUCCGAAGUCUGCAUAGGGCCGACAUUCACUACCGUUCCCAUUCGACUUAACCUUCACAAAGUACCCAAAGGCGGAGAGAACUUUGACAGCCGCUCAGUAGCAAAGCAUCUCGCAUCAUUGAAUACAGACGCCAUGACCUAUCUGCAGCCUCGAUUAGGGUCGGUGGUGACCGCAGAGGGCCGGCUUCCAUAUGACACGCUGCUGGCGUACCAGGAUUUCAGUGCCAAAGGCACGUCUCCUGCUAUCUGGCAGUCCAUUCACCAUCCAGCCAUGGUCAAUGAUUUUGCAGUCAUGAUUGAGGUAUGGCCUGGAGAGAAUUCAACAUUGACACUGCGCGCUACAUUUAGCGAGAAGGUGAUGGACCGCGCUGCGGCGGAGAUGAUGCUUGCAGAAAUGGACUCCAUUAUUGCGUCUAUACUCAACAGUCCUGGCGAUAAUUUCUUGGAGACUUCUGCGAUUGACGAUGGACGACUAAAGUCUGGCCUGGAUCUAGCUGCACCUCCAUCUUCCAUGGUGUUUGACAGCAUGCUCCUCCACAGUGCAUUCGAACAACACGUCGAGUUCAACCCUGAUGCACUUGCGUUGAUAUUCAAGAGAGCUCUGGCAGAUGAGGCCAACACUGCAAAUAUUUCCUGGACCUAUCGGGAACUGAAUUCAAGGGCCCAGGCUCUGGCUGCACAGCUACAUUCCGGACACUACGAGCUUUGUCCAGGCUCUGUGGUCCCUAUAUGCAUCCAGAAGAGCCCAGCCUUAUAUGUAGCGAUUCUUGCAAUUCUGAAGGCUGGCUGCGCUUGGUGUCCCAUCGACGUGUCCUCUCCACCGCAAAGACGGAGCAAUCUUAUUGCACGCACUGGAUCGCGAGUGCUCUUGGUCUCCAGCGAGGACACCAUUGACGCAGCAGAGUUGUUGCCCGAUGGAUGCCAGCCAUUGAAUGUUAGCCCAUUCACCAACCAGUCAUUGUCGCUUCUCCCCGAUCAUCAGCCUCUAAUGGCCCAUGAAACCAAGUCUUCGAACAUGGCCUAUCUUAUUUGGACCAGUGGGACGACUGGAGCACCCAAGGGUGUGCCCAUUACCCAUUCUGCGGGAGUGGCCAGUAUAGCGUCGCUGAUGAAGACGAUUCCCCUUGGUGCCAGCGGAACACCUCGCACGCUGCAGCUAUCGGAUUCCAUAUUCGAUGUCUCGAUACAAGAUAUAUUUUACACGUGGAGCUCCGGCGGUACCUUGAUAUCUGCAUCACGAGAGAUCAUGCUGGGCUCAUUCCCACAGCUUGCAAACGAGACCAAAGCAACGCAUGUACAUUUAACACCCGCAUUUGCAGCAGGAAUCCGGCGGAGUGCGUGUAAGACCCUGCAAGUCAUUACCAUGAUUGGCGAGAAGCUCCCUCAACCCGUUGCCGAUGACUGGGGGACGGAUAUGCGGGCGUUCAAUACCUAUGGGCCGGCUGAAGCGACAAUUGUAUCCACAGUGCGAGAAUUUGGGAAUGAACACAGCAGUGUUAAGAGUGCCAAUAUCGGGUGGCCGCUUGAUACCGUGUCUGUUUUCGUUACCAAGGGAGAGAAGUUGCUGAUGAAGCACGCUGUGGGUGAGCUGGCACUCGGUGGACCACAACUAUCGCCUGGAUAUCUCGCGCAGGAAGAGAUCACAAAGGCCAAAUAUCGCUGGAACGAGAAUGUCUCGCAGAUACUCUACUAUACAGGAGAUCUUGUUCGAAUGCUAUCAGACGGCUCCCUCGAGUACCUGCAUCGGGUGGACGACAUCGUCAAGUUGGGCGGUAUUCGAGUGGAACUGAGCGAGAUCAGUUAUACCCUGGCAGACUCGCAUCCCCUGAUAGACACCGUGGAGACCCUGGUUCUGAACAGGCCCGACAGACCUACUAACGUGGUGGUCUCAUUUUUAUCAGCGCCUCAAGCAGUCGUCGGUAUCGACCAUAGUGGUGAAGCCAUCGUUGAUGAGCUUGGAGCUUCCAUAGCCUCUGCAGCACUGAAGGCAGCAUCAUCUUCGCUCCCUCCUCAUAUGAUCCCGUCGUGCUGCAUUGUCAUUUCUUCUAUCCCCAGAACACAGUCCGGCAAAACCGACCGUCGCGCCCUACAGGCUAUAUAUGUUGGACUGGACAUUGACAGCUGGGACCAGGCACUGGGACUGAGCAGUGACGGCUCAUUACAAAGCAUCUCUGACAGUUCCAGCACUCCGCUAAAUGGACGUAUAACUUCCACAGUCUCAGCGUUUGCAAAUGUCAAGCAGUCGCUGAUCACCGGAGCAAGUCGACUUGCAACGCUGGGGAUUGAUUCUAUACGGGCGAUAAGACUUGCCUCACGCCUGAACGAGAACGGCGAUAAGAUCUCCGUUCAAGACGUUCUUCAGUGUCGGACAGUUGCGGAUCUCGUCAACAGAGUCGAGCUUGCUCCGGAGCAGGACCAGGAGAGAUAUGACUUGGAAGCGUUCAACAGUCAGUGGCAUGAUGCGGUGGCCAGCGCUGUCACUGGAGACUUCCAGGUAGCACCAGCAACGGCAAUCCAAGAGGGCACGCUGAGUGAAACAAUGAGCAAUGUCGCCAUGUACUGGAGCAGCCAUUUCUUUGCCCUGGACCCUUCAGUCGACCUCAACCGCCUCAAGGAAGCCUGGCAUGCGGUAUGCCAGAGCAAUGCCGCUCUUCGAACAGGGUUUGUCUCUAUCGCUGCGCUAGAGGAGCAAGCUGUAGAGGGCUCGUCCAAGCACGACUUGCUCCAGGUGCUCUAUAACCAGCAUGACAUCGACUGGGCAUACACGGAAUGCACACAAGCUAGCUACAGAUCUGUGCUGGAGGACAGGGUCAACGACAUCAUGGCCAAGCACCAAAACAGCUAUUUCAUACAGCCUCCAUGGGCAAUUACAGUGCUCGCAAAGGAAGACGAACAGGUCCUGGUUCUCACUCUCCACCACAGCAUCCACGACGGUCCCUCGCUCGACUUCAUCAAGAACGACGUUUACAGUGCCUACCAGUCUUCGGCGCCUACGCGACCGUCGCUGCAACAGGCCCUGUCGCUAGCCCUUCCAACUCCUACGCAAAAGCAGGAAACGAGUGACUUCUGGCGGGCUGAACUGGAGCCAUUCGCAAAUGCGGGUCCUCCGGCUUGGGCUGAGCUGACAGGCAAGAGGGUGCGCAACGGCAUCGUGCCUAAGCGCAGUUUCAUAUCGGAAUCGAUUUCCCUGUCAGAGUCUGCAUCUGCUCUACGAACAAAGGCAGCCGGUCUCGGGGUGGCCUCAGUGGCAUCAGUCCUUCGUGCCGCCUGGGGGAUUGUCCUGCUGGCACACCUGGGAGACACUGCAACUGUCUUUGCCGAGACACUGUCUGACCGUGUCCUAGAUGCCGAGAUGGCAGAAGUCAUCGGCCCUUUCAUUUCAAUUGUGCCGGUGCCCUUCCAUGCCAAAGGGACAGUGAGGGAACUGUUUGACGAGCAGGGCCGCACCUAUGAACGCUCUUGGACGCAUCGCCAUGUCCAUCCCCGGGAGAUUAGAAAGGCCUUGAAGAGAGCACCAGGUCAAUCUGUCUAUCCUGCUGUCUUUACUUUCCAUCCAAGCUCCGAAGGCGGCUCGUCGUCUCGAACUGCUAUCUGGGAAGAAAGGGAGGACGAGCUGGGCUUGAAUGUCGAGCAUUCAUUCGCCCUGAAUGCCUCCGAAGAGACUGAUGGGACGUUAACCAUCAUCGUAUCUUGUCUAUCAACAAUUAUGAGCGCGACUCACUUGAAUCUCUUCGGCCGUCAUAUCGAUGCGGUAGUGAGUGCCAUGCUUGCCCAUCCAGACGAGCCAGUGCAUGAAAUCUCUCGCUUCCUGCCCACCGACCUGUUGUCCAUAUCGGGCCCGGACCCAAGCCCUGCCGUGAAGGAAUCGGUAUCAUGGAGUCCAGCCUACUGGCUUGAGGCCAAUGCGAAGACGAACCCAGAUUGGCCUGCGGUGGAAGUUGCAACCUCCAUCACCGACAAGGGGGUUGUCAAGGACUCCAUGUCAUAUGCCAGAUUGGAUUCCGAAGCAAACAAGGUCGCGGCUUAUCUGGCUUCUCGUGGGUUCCAGAAUAGACUGAUAGCUGUCUGUGGCACUCCCAGUCUCCUGCUAUAUCCCAUUACCCUCGGUAUCUUCAAGUCCGGCAAUGCAUACAUGCCCAUUGACGAGGGUCUACCAGAAGACAGAAAGUUCGUCAUGAUAGAAGAUGGAAAUAGCCCUAUAGUAUUCACCGAAUCAUCGCUGUAUCACACAUUCGCGAACAUCCCCCAGACGUGCGAGGCGAUCCGCUUUGAUGACCAGUCGUUCCAGGAUAUCCUAUCUCAGAUGCCCUCAGAGGAUCAAAGCGAUCCUGCAGAGUUAAACGACCCAGCCUAUGUGCUCUUCACGUCUGGCUCGACUGGAAAACCAAAGGGCGUGGUAGUAACUCGCGGAAACCUGUCUUCUUUCCUGCAAUCCUGGUCGGAGCUUGUCAUGCGCAUAGCCCCAGACACUCUUUCCCUGGGAGGACGAGGUCGUUUCCUUGCCCUUGCGAACAGGGCAUUCGAUCCUCACAUCGCUGAGAUGUUCGGGCCGUGGUGCUUUGGUAUGGCCACCUGCGCUGCUGAUCGGACAUUGCUGCUGGACGACCUCCAGGGGGCAUUGGUACAGUGGGACAUCACUCACGCCAGCUUUGUCCCAUCCGUCCUCGACCAGAUGAAUAUCCUCCCGUCUGACGUUCCCAAGCUCAGGUAUAUCAGUGUCGGAGGAGAAAAGAUCUCACAGAGAGUGUUGGACACCUGGGUGGCCGACACUGGGGUGUCCCUUGUGAAUGCAUAUGGUCCGACAGAAGUCACCAUCGGAUGUACCUUUGCCCACGUCAACGAGGAUACAAAUAUGAGGAAUAUCGGGACCCCUUUAUCCGCCUGUACGUGCCAUGUCUUGGUCCCAGAUAGUCUGCAUCAUGCCCUGCGGGGCCAGGUUGGCGAGCUUUGCUUCACAGGCAGCAUUGUGGCCAAGGGGUAUAUGGACAGGCCCGAUGCAAAGGGCUUUGUAACAGGGCCAAAUGGAGAGCACAUGUACCGCACUGGCGAUAUGGGACGCAUGAUGGCCGACGGCAGCAUUGAGUACUUCGGACGCAGUGACGAUCAGACCAAGAUACGAGGGCAACGGCUGGAGCUGGGCGAGGUUUCUGAGGUUGUUCGUGCUUCUUCACCGGUGGCAGUGGAUGUUGUGAGCAUGAUCGUCAAGCACCCAGCCCUUGCUCGAAGCCAGCUGGUCUCAUUUAUUGCUCGCUCCGUGCGUAAUAAGGGCGCUGAGUUGGCCAUCAUCUAUCCAGACAUUGCAACUCUAGCAAAUGAUCUCCGACGCGCCUGUGAGAAGAGGCUGCCUGUCUACAUGGUGCCAGAAAUCGUCCUUCCUAUCACAAACAUUCCCCUGGCGCGACUAUCUGGCAAGGCUGAUUCCAAGGAGCUGCGUCGUAUCUUCGGCACUCUCUCGCUGGACGAGGUUCUUCGUGGGAACAGCCUGGUCUCCGCUUCUGAUGCCCCUGUUGUUGAUCGUGCCUUGACCGCGGAGGAGGAGAGAAUUAUAGAAGAGAUUGCCAGAAUCGGCACCAUCGACGGUUCGCUGAUCAAACCGCAUACAAACAUAUUCGAGAUUGGGAUUGAUAGUCUGGGAGUGAUUGGCCUUUCUGUACGACUUCGUGCAGCUGGCUAUGAUGCGUCCGUGGCAGCAAUCAUGAACAGCCCGGUUGUUGAACAGCUUGCUCUGCUACCAAAGAGAGACGACAAUAUUUCUGCUCAGACCGCCGACAAAGACUGGGAGCAGAGACUCAACAGCCUGAAAUCCAAAUUCAUCGAGAUGCAUCCUGAGGCCGUGAAUACUCAAGUAUCAGUCAGGCCCUGCCUUCCACUCCAGGAGGGCCUGGUGGCACGAUCUAUGAAUAACGACGAUGAAGAUCUCUACGUCAAUCAUGUCCUGCUGAAGUUGAAGGAAGAUGUGCAGCCAGACCUGCUGCAGUCUGCAUGGAGUGUUGCUGCCGCAAAUAACGAGAUCCUAAGGACUGCGUUUGCUGCCCUCGACUCCGAGAUUGUGCAGAUUGUUUUCCCAGCAGAAGGGAGCACUCUUGAAUGGGCUCAGCAGAGAUUCGAUGGUAUCGAGCAAGCCAAAGGGAGCUUUAUCAGUCAAUAUCGCAGCAUUGCCCGCAACAUCAUCCAGAAUAUCAGCACAACGCCCCCUGUUCGAUUCAAUGUUGCCUCGUCCCAGAGUGGCCAGCCGCUGCUACUGCUUGUGUCCAUGCAUCACAGUCUCUACGAUGGCGAGUCCUUCGGAAUGUUGCUGGACGACGUUGCCAAACACUACGCCGGUGUCUCGCCCCCAGAACGGGGCUCGCCGUCUGCGUUCAUCCAGCAUGUUCACUCGCAGAGCCUCGACAAAUCCAAAUCCCACUGGGAAGAGGAACUAUCAGGCUGUUCACCGACCCUGUUCCGGAAUGAUACGUCUGAUGUAGGAGAACCAGUCACUAUUGACCGCACUUCUAUCUCAGCCCUGUCCGACAUUAAGCGCUACGCAGCCAACCUGCGCACCACAGUGCCUUCUCUGAUGCAAUCCAUCUUUGCUCUUCUGCUUGCAGACUCUAUCAAUUCCUCUGACAUUACCUAUGGCCUCGUCCUCUCUGGUCGUUCUGUUUCUGUCCCUGGCGCCGAGUCCGUCCUGCUUCCCUGCAUCACCACCAUCCCCGCCAGACUCAACACCAAGGGUCUCAAUACUGUCGAAGAGGUGAUUGCAUAUGCCCAGAGGACGAGCGCCAAUUCUUUAGAGUAUCAGCAUACGUCUCUACGAUACAUCCAACAAUGGGUCAAUUCUGGGAAACCCGUGUUCGAUUGCCUCUUCUCUUUUGUCAAGACAACCCAGCCCCCGGUCAACGCUCCGUGGGAGGAACUUGCCAGUGAUAUGCCGAUGGAGUAUCCCCUUGCCUUGGAGGUAGAAGCAGACGAGGCUCAAGACCAGCUUCAUCUUCAUUGUGGCUUCACUUCCGCCUUUGGAUCGCGUUCCCGUGUCGACAACCUGGUAGAGAAGAUGGAUGUCGUCCUUUCCACUAUUAUCAACGGAGAGUCCCUGUCUCUGGAGUCUUUCAACCUCUCGCAGACUUCCAUUCAGACCAAUAAACCAGAAGAAAAGGUUUGGAACGAUAAUGCCUGGUCACAGCUAGAGCAGUCCAUUCGGCAAAUUGUCGCAGAUUUCUGUGGCCUGGGAAUCGACGUCGUCCUCAAGGGCACGUCCUUCCUUCGACUCGGCGUUGAUUCAGUCACUGCCAUCCAGCUGUCCAAGCGACUUCGUACAGAUGGAGUCCCCGUUUCAUCCAGAGAUAUAAUGCGCUAUUCCUGCGUGGGUGCACUGGCACAGAACGUCCUCGAGAAGACCAAUUCAGUACCACAUGCUGCUGAACCAGCCAAAAAGUCAGAGAUACUUGAUAUUUCAGCAUACGCAUCUCAUGCGCGACUCUUGAAUUCACAGGACACGAUUGAAGGUAUCUUCAAGUGCACGCCAUUGCAAUCAUCGAUGAUUACGCAGACCCUGGGUCUCUCGGGCGCUGUAUAUGUCCACCCGCAUAUUGUAAAGCUGUCAGAGACUUGCAACGUCGAUACUCUGGCAUCUGCACUUCAAAAGGUUAUCGAUGCCAAUGAUAUUCUUCGGACAUCGUUCCAUUUUAUCCAAGAGCUUGGAGGUCAAUGGGUUGGUGCUGUUCACUCUCAGUACUGCCCUGAGUGGCAGGAAUCCUCAAUAUCUGCAGACGGCGAUGUUGAUGCCACAGCCCUGGAUGUUCUGCGCCUGGAUGAAGAGAGUGCAUUCUCCAUUCCGCCUCUUCGAGCAGCCAUAAUCCACCGCUCCAGUGAGCGUUUCUUCGCCCUCGUAACGCAUCAUUCACUGUACGAUGGAACCUCUCUCCGUUUCAUCUUCGAAGACUUGAUGCUUGCACAUCAGGGACUUCCUCUACCCAGACGCUCUCGAUUCGCAGACAGCGCCCACCGUAUCUCGCAAGGCCAGGAGGAAGCAUGCACUUUCUGGACAGAGUCCCUCCAGGGAUACAAAGUCACAGAAGUGCCACCUCUUCCUGAGUCAGAUUCGUCUCCACACAUGUUCUUUUCCGAGGCGCGAGUUGAGCUUGAUAUCUCUUCCAUAGCCAACGCUUGUCAGGCGCUAGAGGUGACUGUCCAGACAGCAGCACUUCUGUCCUACGCAAAGGUUAUUGCUAAGCUGACUGGCCAGAGAGACGUUGUGUUUGGCCAUGUCCUUGCAAGACGGUCUGGAGAUGCCCUCGAUGAAGACCAGACAAUUGGCCCUCUCUUCAAUACAGUUGCGCAACGAAUUGACCUUGGUUCCAAACUCACCACAAACCGAGAGAUGCUGCAGCGACUGCAGAGAUUCUCUGCCGACUCUCAGGACUUCCAGCAUGCAUCCUUGCGCACAAUCCAAACCAGACUGAGAGAAGCACGCCAGCUUGAUACUGCAUCUGUAUUUGAUACACUGUUCGUAUUCCAAAAGAGUGCCGAAGGCCCAGGUAGUCUGUCUGAACCGAACUCGCUAUGGACGCCCUUCAACAGUGCUGAAGCACUGGAUGGCCAGGCGCAGUACAAGCUGAACGUUGAAGUCGACCAUGGAGAUGACGGUAUUGUGGUGCGUGCUUCAUGCCAGGGACAAUUCCUCUCCCAGCGCAACCUCGACGAUACCCUAAAAGCUUUCAGUCUGGCAUUCUCCGACACAAUAAUCCAGCCUUCGCGCUCUGUGACAGCCUAUCCUGAUUGUUUCGAUCACUUGCCCAGUCCUACUGCUAGUGCCGCCAAAGAGGCAGUGGUCGACUCUGAGGAGCCCAGUCACGAACCAAUUGUUCGUAAAGUGCUAUCCGAAAUCUCAGGGGUGCCCAUCGACGCCCUCCAGCCCAAUUCAAGCAUUUUCAGCAUCGGUCUGGACUCGGUUUCCGCCAUCCGUGUUGCCUCAGAGCUUCGCCUGCAAGGAUUAGCUGCAGGCGUCGCGGACGUCCUCCAAGGGAGUACAGUUCGUGGUAUUUCUUCACGACUGCAGCUUAGCAUUAAAAAGCAGGAUUCCUUGCAGAGGCCUCUUAUCCCUGAUAUGGAUCAAAUCCGACCCAGGGUUCUCGAGCAGAUACAGCGAUCCGCAGAGGAAGUAGAGCAGAUCCUCCCUUGUCUGAACGGACAGAUGUACCACUUGGCCUCCUGGCUCAAAUCCAGACGGACGCUCUUUGAGCCUGCGUGGCCGUACGCCUGUUCCCAGCGCAUCGAUAUUGACCGAAUGCAGAAUGCCUGGACACAACUGCGUCAGCAAAACAGUAUUCUUCGAACAUGCUUCGCUGCAGUGUCUCCAUCACGAGCAGUCCAGGUUGUUCUCAAGACGGCAUCUCACGAUGACACGUUCGAGGUCAUCUCAAGCUCUGAAUGUCUUGUUGAAGCUGCUCAGACUUGGGCCAAGAUUGAAUCAAUUCGCCCAUCGACUCUGCAUUCUCCCCCAGUUCGGCUGCGUCUUAUCAAGGCAGCUGACCGGGAUGGAUUCCUCUUGCUUGUGAACCAUGCUGCCUACGAUGCUUGGUCCAUGCCGAUGAUUGUGCAACAGCUGGCAGACAUCUACCUUGGUGUCUCGUCCGAGUCGGGCCCUGAGUUUGCCUCCUUUGUAAAUUUCACCACCCAGUCAGCAAAGGUUCUCGACCAGGAUAGCUACUGGGAUUCAGUUAUUGGUGAAAGUUCCCCGACCCUCCUUGGCUCAUCUUAUACCAAUGGCACACAUACAAACGGCACAGGAUCCUCCCACCGCACUAGCCAGUUAUUCGUGGGAUCGUGGGAGAAGAUUCCGAAUCUUCCAUAUCUCGAAAGGACCUGCCAGGCUGCAGGUGUCAGUCUUCAAAGCGUGACCCUCCUUGCUGUCUCUCGUGUCCUAGCCCGUCUGGCCCAGGUCCCCAGCCCGACAUUUGGCCUGUAUCAAAGCGGUCGCUCAGCAGCUUUUUCUGGAAUUGAAGGUCUAGCCGGGCCCUGCUUAAACGUCACCCCUUUCACUGCUCGCGAUGUAUUGUCCACUGAUAGACCAUUGGCCUCGGACACUGUCAAUGCAGUGCGGUCAAUCCAAGGGUCCCUAGCGGACCUCAUUCCCUAUGAACAGACCUCGCUGCGAGAUAUAUUAACCAACUGGGCACAUAAGAACCCAGCAACCCCAGUACUAUUCAAUGCCUGGGUUAAUCUUCUUUGGACUGGGCAGCCUGCACCUCAGUCAGCCAGCGCGACCUUAUUCGAGCCAGUUCCAAUUGGCGUCCCAACAGACUUUAUCCUCUCUACCGCGCCAGCAAGGCUCGCCACCGAGAAGACCAGUGUUGAUGCAUUGGAUACAACUUACCUACCAGGCCAGAACAUUUUCAUAGACAUCGGCCCUGACCCUCGAACGCAGACAAUCGGAUUUGGAGUCCGCGUCGAGGGAGGGUUGAUGAGUGAGUCGGAGACUCGCACAUUCAUCGACGGCGUUGCAUACGAGAUUGAAGGGUUGGUACGGUCUUUAGAGAGAUAG
Molecule: messenger RNA, 14127 nt
Organism: Aspergillus versicolor CBS 583.65
Lineage: Eukaryota; Fungi; Ascomycota; Eurotiomycetes; Eurotiales; Aspergillaceae
Exons: 2
Coding region: 1-14127 (4708 amino acids)
Biological process (GO): amino acid activation for nonribosomal peptide biosynthetic process; secondary metabolite biosynthetic process
Cellular component (GO): cytoplasm
Molecular function (GO): catalytic activity; phosphopantetheine binding
Source: RefSeq, a predicted model, not a curated record